Messenger RNA from Plasmodium fragile, 8226 nucleotides. RefSeq lists its product as uncharacterized. The transcript has 3 exons. Gene Ontology annotation, biological process: regulation of DNA-templated transcription. Gene Ontology annotation, molecular function: DNA-binding transcription factor activity. NCBI's taxonomy places the organism in Eukaryota, Apicomplexa, Aconoidasida, Haemosporida, Plasmodiidae. Bases 1 to 8226 code for a protein of 2741 amino acids. The record is from RefSeq and is a predicted model, not a curated record.
AUGAAGAAAGAUCUAAGUAAAAGACCAGUCAGAGCGAGGAGGAAGAAAACUAUGAAUUCGUUUUAUUAUAACAGCGAUUAUAGUAAUGACUUAAACAGCGAAGAUGGUAAAGGUCGAAUGAGCUGUCUAAAAAGAGGUGAAACGUCAGACGGAUUUGAAACAUCAGGGACGACUAAAACAAAGGAACAGAGAAAAUAUCAUGACAUGUAUAAUCACAACCAAAGGGUAGGAAACAACCCAAUGAUAAAUGACCUCGAUGUCAAUUCGAUCAUGUCCCAUGACAGUAAAAAAAACGACUUCUUUGACGAUAGUAACAACUUAAAAGAUUCAAGUGACAAUGAAAAAAGAAUCCGAAUAAAAAACCAUCGGGCGCAAAACGAUGAAAUGUUGGAUAUAAAAAAUGAAGUAAAAAUGGAACAUAAUGGAAGUAACAACUCACUUAGAGCAGAUAAAGGGAAGGGAUACAACGCAGGUGCAAAUGCUUCUAGCAAAACUAAUUGUAAUCGAACCAAACAUUUAUCCAAUAGUAGUGAAAAUAAUUAUGCCAAAAUGGCAGAGAAGUUACCCCACGUAGUUGGGGUUCGAUUUGACAAAUCACAAAACAGAUGGCUCUCCGGCAUUUGUAUUAAUGGAAGAUGCAUCAAUAGAUACUUUCCUGUUUAUAAGUAUGGGUUCGAGGAGGCCAGAAGGCUAGCCAUACAACACAGGAAAAAUUUCGAAACGGCUAAUUUGGGUCACUUGAAGAAGCAGCAGGGCGAAGCGAAAACGUCCCACCUAAACCUUUUGAACAUCAAUUCGCAAAUACCGAACGGAUUUAAAGAUAUCCAAGGGAAAAACAAACUCAUCUUCAAGUACCUUUCGUACGACUCCAUACAAAAGGAGUGGGUAGUCACGUACGACUACGACAACAAGGUCCUGGUUAACAAAUUCCCAGUGGAUAUAUAUGGUUAUAAUAACGCAUACGAAAUGGCAGUUCAGUGCAUCAACAGAUUAACCGUUUGUAAUCAGGAAAAAAUGUGUAAAAAUUCAAGCCAAGAUUCUAACCAAAGUACGAAUCAAAAUGUCAAUCAAGGUGUCGGUGCCAACGCCGGCCCAAUUGCAAAAAUGUUCAAGGGAGAUAAUAUGAAAGGAUUAAUUUCGUCAGAAAAUGACCUGAGCGACCAAGGUAGUGUUCUUUCUUCUUCCAUCUCACAACGUAAAGAAAAAACAAAUAAACUGUUUAACCUAGCAAACAAGCUAUUAACAACCCCCAUUAACAGUGAAGAAAUGAAUGGGCUAAUUGCCCAUCAUGAAAAUAAUAUAUACAACGGGGGGGGUAGUAGUAGUAGUAAACAUCAUUUCUUUGGAGGAGGAGGAGAAUACAAUAAUAACACAUACAGUGACUACAUGUCUGACAAGAAGCACAAAGUGGGACAAUCAGAUUCGGAUGUAGGAAAUCCGUGUUCGGAUAAAAAUAUACACCAAAAUGAAUAUAAUAAUUUUUACAAAAAUGAUACGUCAUUUUUGAGUAACGAUUUUCAUUACUUUAAUAAUAUCACAAAGCAGAUCAACUCCAACAAUAGCGUAAAUGAAAAUGAUGAAGAUGAUUUAUUGGCCGGUGUCAAAGGCUUAGCCCAUCGCGCAUUCGGAGGAAGUAACAACAACAGCGCAAAUGACAGUAAUAAUAAUGCUCAUUUUAAGCCAGACUUGUAUAACGACUCAAGUUAUACACCACUGAACGCUUCUAGUUAUCCUCUGCUAGAGGACGAUGGAAUUAUUGGAAGCGUAUUUGAUAGUCAUAAAAAUAUUCUCACAAAUAGUAGUAAUAGUAGUAAUAAUAAUAUGUCGGGCAAAAACAACAAUGAACCAUCAAGUUUGGCCUACUUGAGUAGUAUAAAAAGGAACAGUGAUGAGAAUAAUGCAAAGCUAUUGCAACUUGUGAACACCAGCCUUAUAGAUGAGGAAGACCAAAAUACUUACAACCUCCUGAACAACGUAUUUAAACAUAGCAAUAUGAAUAAUAAAUCCAUCGACAGUGGUAGCACCACGGUGAACCAUACCUUGGAUGAGGAGGAAAAUGAAAAGAGGACAUUAGGAGUAGUCAAAUGGAACCAUCUCAUAAAGAGCCAAGAGUUUGAUGCAGUAAACAAUAAUGAAAACUAUAGCAGUAAUAACCACAACGGCAUAAACAAUGCAUUUAGCAGUAGUAGUUUUAGUAGUACUAGUAAGAAGAAAAAAAAUUCUCUCUUUGAUGCAAGUACAAGUGAAGGUAUAACAAAUCCACAAAUUCUUGAAGCCUUUUUAAAAUUGAGUAGUGGAAAAGAUGCAGGAUUAGACUCAUCUAUAAAUUUGGAUGAAAGGGGGGACCACAUGAGGGAAGACAAACAUAUGCGACGUAGAUCAAGACACUUUGGUGAAGAUACCGUGGAGGGAAGCCACAGCGACGAAAAUGAUCUUGGCAAUCGGGCCGGGGCAAAACACGCCUUUGGCCAAUUUUUCCAAAGAGACAGAGACGCAGAAGAAGGAGGACAUGCCAACGAUGAUGAGGAGCAUGUGCAAAAUGAAGUACAAAAAAAACACAAAUUUAAUGAACAUUUAAAUUAUGAAAAUCUACUCAACCUCAACAAAAUGAUAAGAAACCUAAUGAACAAAAAUAAUAAUAGUAAUAGCAGUAAUAACGCUAAUAAUGAUGAUGAUGGUCAUGAAAAAAUUAUUAAAGGAAUUAACACUUUAAUAAAUUUGAAUACUCCCUCUGUGGUGGGUAGAACGGCUGAAAAUGUAACGAAUGAAAGCAGGGAUAAUGAACAACAGGGCAGUUUUGGUGCUUCCACCAUGAACGAACUCGAAAGUGUAAUCAAAAGGCACCUGGAAGCAUCUGUCAAUUAUGACGAUUACAUCACAGUGAAGGAUGAACAGGACGAUGAUGUGAUGAAUGUUGACACGGAACAAGGGGACGAAUCUAUUCCGGUAAAGGAUCUCGAAAGUGAAAGCCAAGUGAACUCUUCUCAGAAUGAUAUAGCUCUUUAUCAUACGAGCAGUAAUGGCGACGUUGUAGCGAACAAGCCAAGCAACGAUGAAGAGCCAAACGUAGUUAACCAGGAGGAGGAAAAAUUGAACGGGGAAAACAACUUGGAUGAGGAUACACAAACAAGGCAAGGGGAUGGUCUAGAGGAAAAUGUGGAAAAUAUAACCGACCAAAAUGUAGAGAACAACAAUGCACCAAACGAUACCAUGACAACAACGCAGGAGGAGGAUAAAUCAACGGAAAAAAACCAACUGGAGGAAAAAAAAACAAAACAAAACAUCGAAUGUAAAGAAAUUGCUAUGAUGUUAUACCCAUGGAAAAAAGGCAUACAGUGGAACGAACAAAGAAAUAUGUGGGUAUGCAAAUUGUGGGACGAAAGAGGAAAAGAAAUUACUAAACAUGUCUACGUAAAGAACAAAGAGGGAGUAGAAAUUGGUUAUAAAUACUGCUCACAAAUGAGAAUGAAUUCGUUUGCUUUUUACUUAACCAGUGAAUUGAACAAGUUCCCUACAAUUGAAGAAAUUUCGUAUGACCUGCAAAACCUGUGCUUUGUGGUGGACUACAAGGACGAGGAAAAGAGGACGUAUUCGUUUGAAGGGGGAAUAUGCAGGGCGUUCGAGGAUGCAGUGGAGUAUUUGAAUAAACGAAAGGGGGAGGAAAACAACGCAGCAGAAAAUGUAGAAAAGGGUGAAGAACAGAUUGGCGAACAGCUUGACGAUGGUGCUGAUCGUGGUCAUGGUCACAGCCAAACUGAGCGGGAGGAACAGGCGGAGGAGAAUAGCCAAGUGGACGACAACAAAAACACAGAUGAAAAUAGCCAAACGGAUGGCAAUAAACAAACGAAUGCCAACCACGGCCCGCACAACAUUACCGAUUUUGUCCAGGAUGAAAAGAAUCACGCCCAGCUAGACGACACCUUCAAAGAAUUGAAUUACUUCGAAUGUAGGCAAAAAUUACCAAGUAGUAAUACUUGUGAGCAGACCAAGUUAGCCUACAGCUUGAAACCUUGGGUAAAAGGAAUAAUUUGGGAAGAAAAAAUGAAAAAGUGGGUUGUAUUCUUUAAAGACAUAAAUAAAAACCUACGAAUCAGCUUUUUCAAUCCAUGUGACUAUAAUAACGAUGUUGUAUUGUCCUAUAAAAAAUGCUGUGAGUAUUUUCUUCAAGUUAAAAAAUCCAAUAACUUUGACGAGAAUAAGGAAGAUUUUUCAGAGUCCAUUCGAGACUUCAUUAACAAUUUUGAGUUUGACAAUAACACUAAUGAACAUCACCUCAAUGAACAUAACAAUGAGGAAGAUGCAGAUGCACAUGCAGAUGAUGGUGGUGCGGCAGGGACAGAUCUCAUUCAAGGCAACAAAGGCAAAAACGUAGAUUAUUAUAAUAAAGAUAAGGACCACAGCAAGUUCGGUGACUCUGCCCAGGUGAAUGCUAGCUUCUUCAGUAAAAUAAGAAACAUGCUCGUUUCCAUGGGAAAGGGAAAUAACAGUGGUAGUGGCAAUACGGGAAAAGACAACUAUGACGAUUAUGAUGACGAUGAGGAAGAGGAGGAUGCAGCUUAUAAGCAGCAGUUUCCAAAUGGCGGAAAAACGGCUGAAAAAAGAAAAUUCAUCAUGAUGAACAACGGAAAUGAUAGUAACAAUUUGAACUAUGCAGACCCAAGGAAGUUAAUAAAGCUAGAGUUACCCAACGAUGAACUUGCUCACUCCUCUCAGAAUGGGAACGACAUAAAGGGGAACAACGCUAUGGCGCUCCUUCAAGCCUAUAAAUACGCAGCAGAUCUAACCGAUCGAAAAGGCAAUGGAAAAGCAGACUUGCUCCUUAUGCAAAAUAGCGAUUUUUUUAACCAAUUGAGUCAUUCCAAUUUUGUUGAUAAUGAAAAUGAAAAGACAACGAAAAGGAAAAAAGGUAACAAGCGACACGUUGGAAAGGGAAAACAUGGCAUUGGAGAUAACGCAGAUAAUGCUACUGCGGGUAGCGAUAACGCAGAAAGUGACGAUGAUAACGAAAGUAACAUAAACAACCACGAAAGGAAUGAUGCAACUCGAAAUAGCAACAUUAGUGGUACGGUGCGAAAAGGACUAAUGGACAGCAAAAAAUAUUUUGACCUGCAUGAAAAUAGCCACCUACUUAAUGGAAGUAAUGACUACCUGUUGAAUGACGAAGAUGGAUGUUACAAAAUGGACUACUCUGGAUCGGACAGGCAAAAGAAGGGAAGUCUAACGAAUGAAUAUGGUUAUAACAGCACCUCCCACAACAACAGCAAUGCUUAUCAGGAGGAUGGCACGGCUACUGCAAGUGGGGCCGCGAAAUGCACCUUGGGAGGAGGAAGGGGAAUAAAAAACGAAGUAAAUUAUGAUUCGAAUUUUCUAGGAUCAAAUAACAUCGACUCCAGUAGUGACAUAAUGAUGAAUGGCAACAACGCGAGUAGUAAUCACAUAAAUUUGUUGAAGCAACAACAGGGAGUUGUAGCAGGAGCAGACAUUGCUGCUAUGUUAGAAUAUGUUAGAAAUAAUGCUGAUAACGCUACUGCAGCUAGUAAUACUACUACAACUACAACCACCAUGAACACAGACUUGACGCAUAAUAAUAAUAAUAAUAGUGGUAAAAGGGGAGGCCUGCGCAAUUAUGAAAAGUAUAAUACAAACGUGGACAAUAGAUCCCUUAACAAAAUCAAUGAGAAACUAGAUUGCCUUAUUGACAACAACAUAAAUGUGAGAUUGCCCAAAAGUGAAAUACUAAACCAAGCCGCUAGCUUGCCAAAGCUACAAGGAAUGUUCUUUGACAAGAGAAGAAACUACUGGACUGUGAGUGUAUGUGGAUUUAGAAAAUCCUUUGGAGUUCGAACCAGAGGGGUGUACCAAGCAUACAAAUUAGCUGCUGAAUUUCGUAACCGCAUUUUAGAAACAAACAAAGGAGGAAAAUGUUAUCCUCAAAAAAGCUCAAGUAUGUCUAGCAAUUACAAGUAUAAUGUAAAAAAUGCCAACAAUAAUGGACUCAUUAAAGAUGAAAAAGGAAAUUUUGCACAUGAGUCUUCUCUCCCAAAUGUGGAAGACGAAAAUUUAAAAAAAAAAACAAUGUCCUUAUGUAACAUGGGUAAUGGGAAUAAUGAUAAGGAUCUCGCUCCUUGUGGAGACACACGAGGUUUACCAGGUGUGGUAGGAAGUGGUGCCUUUGGCGCAAAGGGAAACAACAAUCUUGGAUUCGCUACCUCAAACAUUUAUGACUACCUUUGGGAUAAGAAGGCAACCGGUAUUGGAAACGUCUCCGCAAAUGGUACAGCGUGCACAAACACAAGUAAUUGUAGUACGGUCUGUGGUGCAGUUUGCACAGGAAUGUGCACUACAAUUGGGGGAAGCACAAUGUGUAGCGGAGCCUGUGGAAGUAUCUGCUCAGGCAACUGCAGUGGAAGUAAAAAGGACGUAACCAACAACAGUAGUACUAACAGCGUAAGCUACGACGAAAAUUGUGCCAAUUUGGAAGAUGAUAAAACAAACCUGAAUGGAAAGACUAAUAAGUGUAAUGGCGACAAGAGGCUCAGAGCAAAUUAUGGCCAAUCAAAGAAUGAAAAUGGGAUAAUGUCCAUGAUGACGGAUUCGAAUUUAAUGCACCUGUUAAAUGAAGGCACAGGAGCAGAAGCAUUGCUCAAAGAGAACAAAACUAACCUAUUGAAAAAAGCAAAUGCACACAAUCUCUCCUCUAGUAAUAGCGCCAUAAGCAACAACGGUGGAAACACUGCGAAUUAUUCUCCAACACAUAUAUACGAAGUGGAAAAUAUUAAUAAUAACCAGGAUUAUUAUCUGAAGGGGGAGGAUGGGAAAACGGAUUUGAAUAAAUCAGAAGAUUAUAAAAAUGGAAAAAGCAACAGUAGUAGCAACCAUGUGAGUCCAAACAUGAAUUUAAUAAAAACUGGUAUGAACAGCGAUGAUGGAAGCAAGACAGGCAACGUUAUUUUUGCUGGGCUGGACAGCGACGAUGGUCCAAACAACACCAGCGGAAUGGGAAGAGGCCUGGGAGAGGGAAACAACAACCUGCACAAAAUAUCAACCACUUUCGGCGAACACUGUACACAUGAUGAACCGUACGGAAAAAACGGCACCCAUAACGACUACGACACACAAGCACAAAACAAUAAAGCACUCACAGAAGUAGACCUGCUAAAUAAAUUGAUAUCGCAAAACAUCGACGAUAAUUUGUGCUUUUCUUAUUCAAAUAAUAUUGGUUACCCAGGAGACGAAAAUUAUGAACAUGGAAAAGAUGACCUAUUCAAAACGUUUAACUUCGAUGGGGAAAAUAAGGCAUUCAAUUUUGGUGGACUGCUAGACGAAACUGUUGAGGAAAGAGACAUACGAAUAAACAAAGAAGUCCACAAGUGCAAACUUGUUGAAGGACUCAUAUAUGACGAAGCGAACAAAUGCUUUAGAAUUAAAAUUAAUGGGUAUAGAAAAGCCUACUCAGUUAUAAGGCGCGGUGUUAAAGAGGCAUACAAAUUAAGCAUCGAGGCUAUCCACCAAAUUCGUAGACAAGCACACCUGGGAGGACUAGGAGCUCUGGGUUUAGGCCUGAACGACAGCAGCCCAAGCAGUGGAAACCUCCUGGCCGGAAAACUCAACAACACUUCCGACCAGGGACAAAUAAACGCUAACAACUUAACACACUUUUAUAACUCCAGCCCAGAAAACUCCAAACGUAACUCGCUCUACAACUAUCAGUACAAGAACAAGCAAGAAGCGCAAAACGAUUUCACAGAGGGCUUAUUUGAAAAUGCAACCGAUGUAAACAAUAAUGGCUCCACACAAGUAGACUCGAACAAAGACGAUUGCCUGGGCGAAACGAAAAAGGUCUCAAGGGAAAAUAACAGCUCCUUCCCAACACUGAACAUUGACGACAAGUAUUAUGAGUUGCUGAAAACGGCCAUCAUCAUUUGCCUGAAUGACAUUUUAAUGAAUUCCAUCCCGAAGUUAUUUCAUUUAUACAAGAAUAUCAGCUCCACGACCAACGUAAAAAUUGAAGAUGUGUUAAAUAAGGAGAAGAAAAGAAAGGAGCAGUCCAUCAAGUACCACAUAGAAUACACCCAGAAUUCCAUUGGCGUGUCAUCCCUCAUUCCUUACCUUCGAUUGUUCAGCAUGGAAAUUUUAAACAACGUUCUGCCCUCAACCCAGUCCCUCGAAAUACAAAGGCAGAUCAUCCAUUCCCUCGAUUUGCAGGCCUACAACACGUCCUACUGA